Cynocephalus volans (Philippine flying lemur) is the source of this 498-nucleotide messenger RNA. RefSeq names its product family with sequence similarity 163 member B (gene FAM163B). NCBI's taxonomy places the organism in Eukaryota, Metazoa, Chordata, Mammalia, Dermoptera, Cynocephalidae. Bases 1 to 498 code for a protein of 165 amino acids. The record is from RefSeq and is a predicted model, not a curated record. The transcript is spliced from 2 exons.
AUGACAGCCGGGACAGUGGUCAUCACCGGGGGCAUCUUGGCGACUGUGAUUCUGCUCUGCAUCAUCGCAGUUCUGUGCUACUGUCGGCUGCAGUACUACUGCUGCAAGAAGGGCGAGUCCGAGGAGGACGAGGAGGAGCCGGACUUCGCGGUGCACUCGCACCUGCCGCCGCUGCACUCCAACCGCAACCUCGUGCUGACCAACGGGCCGGCGCUCUACCCGGCCGCCUCCACCUCCUUCAGCCAGAGGUCCCCGCAGGCCCGUGCCCUCUGCCGUAGCUGCUCCCACUACGAGCCGCCCACCUUCUUCCUGCAGGAGCCCCCCGAGGACGAGGACGUGCUCAACGGCGGGGAGCGUGUGGCCUACAGGAGCGUCAGCCAGGAGGACGUGGCACUGUCCCCUGGGGGCCUCGGCGGCCUGCAGGCACUCAACCCUAACCGCCUCUCGGCCAUGCGGGAGGCCUUCUCCCGGAGCCGCAGCAUCAGCACCGAUGUGUGA